Cornus florida is the source of this 1113-nucleotide messenger RNA. Its product is annotated as F-box protein PP2-B15. The record is from RefSeq and is a predicted model, not a curated record. Lineage: Eukaryota; Viridiplantae; Streptophyta; Magnoliopsida; Cornales; Cornaceae. Bases 141 to 974 code for a protein of 277 amino acids. The transcript is spliced from 3 exons. Gene Ontology annotation, molecular function: protein binding.
CAACAUUACAAACACAUUAUCAUUUCUCUCUCUCCCUAUAUACACACACACAAAUAGUAAUAUAUAUCUUACAUUGUGUGUGUGUGUGUGUUUAGUGCCAGAGCUUUGAGUUCUAGUUCUUGGUGAGAACUCUGGAGGAGAUGAAACUGGAUCAGUUGCCGGAAGAUUGCAUGGCUCGUGUGCUGUCUUUCACCACUCCUCGUGAUACGUGCCAAACGUCGGCUGUCUCGUCGGCACUCCACGCGGCGGCGGAUUCCGAUCUCCUUUGGGAAAAAUUUUUGCCGCCAAAUUACCGGGAAAUUUUAUCAAGAUUGGUGACACCGGUGGAAUUCAAAUCCAGAAGAGAGUUGUUUGGCAUACUUUGUAGUCCACUUCUCAUUGAUGGGGGUAAUAAGAGUUUCUCAAUAGACAAAUCAACGAGUAAGAAGUCAUACAUGUUGAGUGCAAGGGAGCUUUCAAUUACAUGGGGAAGCAAUCCUCUCUAUUGGUGCUGGAAACCCCUCCUCCAAUCAAGAUUCGCUGAAGUUGCUGAGCUUAUACUGAUAUGGUGGCUAGAAAUCCAUGGCAAUAUAAAUACCCUAAUGUUGUCACCAAACACAAAAUAUGGUGCCUAUCUCAUUCUCAAAAUCUGUGAUCGAGCUCACGGGUUAGACUCCAUUCCCUCCGAGGUUUCAGUUGAAGUCGGAGACUACCAUUCGAAAGGAAUGAUUUGUCUAAAACGUCCACGCGAAGAUAGGAUCAGGCCAUUUGUGGGGGGCACUAGGAGGAUUGAAGUGUUGAGACCGAGUUUUUCGAAGGAGGAAGAAGAAAGGGUAGUCCGCGAACGGAGAGAUGGAUGGUUGGAGAUUGAACUGGGAGAGUUCUACAAUGAUGGGAGUGAAAAGGAGGUGAAGAUGAGUUUGAGGGAGGUGAAAGGUGAGCAUUUGAAAGGUGGGAUUGUUGUUGAGGGCAUUGAGGUUAGACCCAAGUCCUAACCAGCUAGCUCGCUAGCUAGUUGUAGCAGUAUUAAUGUGUCAUUUCUUUGAAAAAUGAAAUAUUUCUCCAUUAGUUGGUUUGAAUGUAAAAUAUUUUUAAUUUUUUAUUCAAUUUUUUUGUUGUUUGGUUGUCUUAAAA